Molecule: messenger RNA, 3198 nt
Organism: Anopheles coluzzii
Lineage: Eukaryota; Metazoa; Arthropoda; Insecta; Diptera; Culicidae
Exons: 1
Coding region: 1188-2333 (381 amino acids)
Source: RefSeq, a predicted model, not a curated record
GGUAAUUGUGGGGCGAAAAGGAUCUGCCAGAAAAAGGAGAUUUGUGUCUGCUCGCCGCCACGGAAAACCGCUUGACGCAAGGGACGUUUCAAAAACGGACGGUUUGAAGGUUUGAAAUAUUUCACGUGAAAAGUUUCACACAUCGCUUUUCCGCGUGGGUUUUGAAGGGUUUUUUUUAAUUGAAUGGUUUUGUAAACAUUUUUAAACAAUUUUACUCAUUUGUUUUUAACAAUUGAAGUAAAGAAUCCGUAUUUUUGCUGAAUAUCAAAUGCUUUGCUUCUUCUGAUUGUGAUUUCUAAUAGAAAAAAGCUUUCGUAAUGUGUUGACCUGGAUGGUCUCUCUCAGCCUGUUAAUUAUAAUUCCUAAUUAUACACAUUAAUUUAAUGGACCUGCUAAAAGCUUUCAGAAUCGUUUAAGUGCCUUUUGGACAUUUACUUAAACAGUAAUUUCUGUAUAAAAGUACGACUAGAUUCAAAUAUUUUUACCACUUAGUAAGCUUGAACCAUUGUCGCCAGAUGUCUCGAAUCGUGUGGAUCAGUGCUCUACUGCUUAUCACACCACUACUAGCAGCUCCGCAGUACAGGAAGCCCUUUCUACAACGACUCAUUGAAGAUGGGUUUGCAUCAUCGGAAACGAACGUCGUGUACUUCAUUUACUCUAAAACCGUCAACGCUGGACUCUUUGGGGGAAGUUAUCCAAGGGUUCUUAUCACCGGCUUGGAGGGCGAAUCGAAGCGGAUCAAAGGCCAGAAUCAGCAGUUUAACAUUGCCGCCCAAUCGUUGGUCGUUAUCGAUGCACGUAACGAACCGAUGGUGAGCUCUUUGACCAUAAAUUACAAUGCAUUUGUGUGCUCACGCCUAUUGAUGUGCUUAUCGUUUUAGCAUAACAACAGGUGCUUGAUCUACUUGAUAAAGGAGUUACAGCGUGUCCGCAAUCCUGGGAGCAACAAAUUUGUGCUGUUGGUUGAUAAAACCUUCCCGGAGCGUAUUAGCUUGCAGUACCUACGGGACGCACUGCUCAACCUCGGUAUUGGCUAUGCGGUGGUUUUACCCUACGAUCAAGUUAACUCCCCGCAUGAGCCUAGACGCUUAAUUCGCAUCAGUUUCACACAGCAGCUCACUGCGAGAACGACGAAAUUCCCAAACUUGCGACGUCUGUUCCGCUUGAACGGCCAAUCGCUCGAUGGGAUGCGCGUGUCCGGCGCAUUGUUUCAAUUCUUCCCCUUCAGCUACAUCACGCCGAGCCGACAAUGGGCCGGUACGGAUUACUAUCUGUGGAGCUUAAUCUCGACACAGCUGCGAUUGCGCCUGGAGUUUAGGCACGUCAAUCGAGCAGGUCCGACCUACUCCAGUGGUGCGUAUUCGCUUGCGAUGCUCAACAAAUCGGUAGACUUUGUCGUGACCCGGGACAUGGUUGUGCUCGACCACGCUCCCAAGCUGCAUCUUACCUCGCGCGACUACUUCAAUCUGGUCGUACCGAAGCCGGUGAAGCUGAACCUUAUCGAUGCGAUGGUGCAACCGUUUAACGGAACAGUUUGGCUCAUGAUCGGGGUAUUGUUGGGCGUUCGCGUAUUUGCUGGCUAUUUGCAGGACUGUUUCGGUCUGCUUGAUAGAAGCGGCAAAGUGCGUAAAUGGUGGCGUUCCAUUGAAGCCCCUCACUGUCCCUGCCCACAAUGGGUACAGCUUGCCGCGGAUGUGCUAACGUUCCUGCUAAUCGAGGCGUACCUGGCGCAGGUCACAUCUCUUCUCCUAACGCUGCGCUUCAUCGAGGGACCGCGAGAUUUGAACGAAUUUAUAGCCUCCAACAUACGGAUAGUGGAACCGUACGAAAGUACCCUGUCGCUGGUGCAGGUUGAGACGGGACAGCGGGCACUGCUGAAGACGCGAUUCGUGAAGCGUACGGCGGAAGAGCUGGCACGGCCCAACCAGGACGAUGCGUUCGUGGAGCUGCGGAGUCGCGUCGCUUUUCAAUCGUACGGUACGGAACCGUUCGAUCCGGUUACGGGCCGGCGGAACUUUUACCUGCUGGAUGAGCCGCUGGCCGAUGUGAGGUUUCAGUAUAGCUUCGCGAAAGAAACGGCUUUUAUGGGGGUGGCCCAGGACUAUAUGCUACGGUGCGAGGAGAAUGGGCUGCGGAUGCGGAUGGACGAGUCGUUCGAGCGUUGGGCGAAGAUUCAGCACCUGCGGAAAGAGUAUGGCAUUAAUGGGACCGUGCUGGAGUUUUCCGAUCUUAACUCGCUCUGGAUCUGUAUGGGCAUUGGAUGGUUGAGCAGUGGGUUGCUGCUUUUGGCUGAACGUUUUGUGCACUCGCGGGUGGUUCGGCGAUCAUCUUGAGUGGAGUAAAUUAAGUUUAUUUAAUUAUGGUUUUGUUGGGAUAGAACACACUUACUGGAACACAUUUGCUAUCGGUUUGCAAUAACAAUACACAGUGCGCUUGAUGCUUCGUAGGUAUUCUAGCAAUUUUUAAACAAAGAUGACAACAUCCGGCGGCCAUAUCUGCAGCUCACCUGGACGAACGCAACGAGAGGGUCGAAGCGAACAGCAGACUCCAGACCGAAUGACAAAAUCGUUCACAUUGCCCCGAGGGUUUGGUGUCAUUUGAUUCGCUUCCCCGCAACACCUUUCCGGUAUUCUCUUCCCCUCUAUUCUCUCUAGCGUCCAUUCUCUGCCGACAGACGCACACACACAUACACAGGAUUGCAGAAGAGGAUUUUGCCGUAAUUUAACACCUCAUUUCACACGACGACGCGCUCACAACGACAACAUGUCUACGAACGGUGUUUGUCCGCACGGUAAGCUACAGUAAAGAACAAGCUGCAGUUGUCUCUCUAACGUUUAGAUAACAGUGUGAAACAUAAAAAGAGCGACGAUAGGAGAGCAUUCACGCGCGCCUCACUUGAACUGUGACAAACAAACGUAUCGAGAGUCCUUAAAAUUCUCGAGAGACUUAAUUUGUGCAGACCGAAUGCGUCCCGUGGGGUGUCUGGGGAAUCCGAUUUUAAUUAAACAAAUCUACGAUUUGUGCACCUCCGUCUCGUCGAUUGGUUCCGGAAUUCCUUUUCCCCCUUUGCUUUUUUGCUGUUGGUGCUGCUUCAACACUCGAAUUACAGGAACAGGUCGUCCGUCAUCGAGGCCGACGCGCGGUUGCUUUCUACUGGCGACGACGUUGAAGGUGUGAGACGACGACACUGGGCGUCUG